AUGGUCAGACCAGAAUUUAAGUUGAUAAUCGCCCAUAAGUUCAGAUUUUGUGUUGCGGAAUUCAGUGUCGCAUAUGGAAAACUUCACAAGCCGAUUAUUUAUCACCAAUACAUCGAUAAAACGAUAUGUUGGACCAUUCCAGGGUUGACUAAACAGCAAGUGGAAUUAUGUUACAAAGAACCAGAUACCACUUUAGCAGCAAUGAAAGGUCUUCAGCUCGCCGUUAAUGAAUGUCAAAACCAAUUCAAAUCGCAAAGAUGGAACUGCUCAUCUCUAGUAACCAAAGCUAAAUACCCCUACACUAGUCCACUAUUCAAGAAAGGUUAUAAAGAAACAUCCUUCGCACAGGCUAUUUCAGCUGCAGGCAUUGCCAUAUCCAUAGCAAGAGGAUGCAGCCAGGGAUCCUUGUUAAACUGUGGCUGCGACUCCAGAAAAUAUCACAGCAUGAUGAGGGAAACCGCAAACUGGAAAUGGAAUGGUUGCUCGCACAACAUUAACUAUGGAUCCAGAUUUUCCAGGAUGUUCCUAGAUAGGAGAGAGAAGGCUAAAGAUAUUCAUUCCAAUGUGAAUCAUCACAACAAUCGCUUGGGACUUAUGGUUGUCAAGAAUAAUAUGCAAAUAAAAUGCAAGUGCCAUGGUAUGUCAGGAAGUUGUGAAUUUAAGACCUGCUGGAGAAUAGUUCCAGAUAUGAGAAGUGUAGCAAAUAUUUUGAAUGAGAAAUAUCAAAAUGCCAUUCUCUACAGCCUGAACAAUAGGGGUUCCAGAAAAACUAGACUGAAAGAUAAAAAUCAACUAUUUAUACCAACCCAGCGUAAGAGGAGGCGAAGCAAUGAUAAAGAUAAGAAGAAACUGCACAACAACAUGAUAUACUACCAAAAAUCCCCAAGCUAUUGUGAUGCUGACAAUUCAGUUGAUUUUCCUGGAACAACAGGGCGUUUCUGUAACAUAUCUAGUGAUGGCCCGGAUAAUUGUUCAUCCCUUUGCUGCGGUCGUGGUUACAAUCUGUUAAGGAGAGUGCAUACAGAACUCUGUAAAUGUAAAUUUCAAUGGUGCUGUGAAGUAGAGUGUCAGAAUUGUACAAUUGAUGAAUGGAUUAGCGUAUGCAAGUAAAUAUGUUGAUUAUAGGUAUACGCGGAAUUUAAAAAGAGGGGAAAUUGAUCAAUGCUUGAAGAGUUUGAAUCAGUUUCAUUUUUUGAUUCAAAAGAUCGAAGAAAUUAUAAAACAAUUGUAAAAAUUAUUCAGGUCGACAAAGCC
This is a messenger RNA of Coccinella septempunctata (seven-spotted ladybird), 1254 nucleotides long. RefSeq names its product protein Wnt-10a (gene Wnt10). Gene Ontology annotation, cellular component: extracellular region. The transcript has 6 exons. The record is from RefSeq and is a predicted model, not a curated record. Gene Ontology annotation, biological process: multicellular organism development; cell fate commitment; neuron differentiation. The coding region runs from base 1 to 1110 and encodes 369 amino acids. Gene Ontology annotation, molecular function: frizzled binding; cytokine activity. Lineage: Eukaryota; Metazoa; Arthropoda; Insecta; Coleoptera; Coccinellidae.